UUUUUUAUUUUCAAACCGAAAUAACUUGAAAGAAUAGAAUGUCAGUUGUUGGUAUUGAUCUUGGUAAUCUUCAGGCUGUCAUUGCCGUUGCUCGUAACCGUGGUAUUGAUGUUAUCUGUAACGAAGUCUCCAACCGUGCUACACCUGCCAUCGUAUCUUUCGGUCCUAAGCAAAGAUAUCUUGGUGAAGGUGCAAAGACUCAGGAAAUCAGCAAUGCAAAGAAUACUGUCAUCAGCUUGAAGCGUCUCAUCGGUCGCACCUUCAACGACCCUGAAGUUCAAGAAAUUGAAAAGAGCCACCUUAUGGCCGAAUUAGCUGAUGCCAACGGACAGGCUGGUGUCAAGGUCAACUACCUUGGCGAAGAAACUGUUUUCUCCAAUGUUCAACUUUUGGCCAUGUAUCUUCACAAGCUCAAGGAUAUCACAUCCGCUGAAUUAAAGGGUCCUGUCUCUGACUGUGUCAUCACUGUUCCUGGUUGGUUCACUGAAGUUCAACGCCGUGCUGUUCUCUCUGCUGCUGAAAUGGUUGGUUUGAACUGUCUUCGUCUUGUCAAUGAUUUGACUGCUGCUGCCCUUGGUUAUGGUAUUACCAAGCUCGAUUUACCUGAAGAUAAGCCUAGAAACGUUGCCUUUGUCGAUAUUGGUCACUCUUCUUACUCUGUAUCCAUUGUCUCUUUCCUCAAGGGACAAUUGACUGUCCGCGGCAAUGCUUACGAUACCCACUUUGGUGGUCGUGAAUUUGAUGCUGUCAUUGUUGACCACCUUGCUGAACAAUUCAAGGAAAAGUACAAGAUUGACGUCUAUAGCAACAAGAAGGCCCUCUUGCGUCUUCGUGUCGCUGCUGAACGUUGCAAGAAAGUCCUUUCUGCCAAUCCUCAAGCCCCUGUCAACAUUGAAUCCAUCAUGGAUGAUAAGGAUGUCAACGCUAUGGUGAACCGUGAGGAAUUUGAAGAAUGGGCCUCCCACUUGUUCUCUCGUACCGAAUCCGUCUUGGCCAAGGCUCUUGAAAAUGCCGGUAUGACUAUUGACGAUAUUCACUCUGUUGAAAUUGUCGGUGGUACCACCCGUAUCCCUGCCAUCAAGACCACUAUUUCCAAAUUCUUCGGUAAGGACGUUUCUACCACUUUGAACCAGGAUGAAGCCAUGGCUCGUGGUGCUGCUCUUCAAUGUGCCAUGCUCUCUCCUGUCUUCAAGGUUCGUGACUUCCGUGUGAAUGACGUUUGCUCUUAUCCCAUCAAGCUCACUUGGGAUGCUACACCUGAAGAAGAAGACACUGAAAUCGUUGUUUUCGACAACAACAACUCUAUUCCUUCUACCAAGAUUUUGACCUUCUACCGUCGUGAACCUUUCACCUUACAAGCUGUUUACGCUAACCCUGAAGCCUUGCCUCGUGGUAUCAACCCUUGGAUCGGUCAAUUCAACAUCAAGAAUGUUCAACCUGUGAACGGCGAACCUGCUCAGAUCAAGGUUAAGGUCAGACUCAAUAUUCACGGUAUCUUGACUGUUGAAUCAGCAUACACUGUUGAAGAAAAGAUGGUUGAUGAAGAGACCAAGAACAAGGACGGUGAAAAGGAAGUCAAGAAGGUCAAGAAGCUCGUCAAGACUGGCGAUCUCCCUGUUAUUUCUGGAAACACUUCUCUUUCCAAGGAACUCAUCAAUGAAUAUACCGAAAAGGAAAGCCAAAUGUAUGCCAAUGAUAAGCUCAUUGCCGCUACUGAAGCAGCCAAGAACUCUCUUGAAGAAUACGGUUACGAAAUGCGUGACAAGAUCCUUGGUCCUCUUUCUGAAUACAUUGAUCCUUCCAUCAAGGACAAGUUUGCUGAUGAUCUUAAUGCCGUUGUCGACUGGAUCUACGACGAAGGUUAUGAUGCUCCCAAGAGCGUUUAUGUUGAAAAGCUUGAAGCUUUAAAGAAGAUUGGUAACCCUGUUGUUGAACGUUAUCGUGAAGCCGAAGAGCGUCCUCAUGCCGAACGCUCACUCCGAGAGACCAUCCAACGUUUGACUCAAGAAGCCAUGAGCGCCGACGAAAAAUACUCUCACAUCCCUGCUCAUGAAAAGCAAGACAUUGUCGAACGUUGUGAACGCGCUGGCAGAUGGAUGGAUGAACAAAAUGCCAAGCAAGCUCAACUUCCCAAGUGCGAAACACCUGUCUUGUUCUCUCGCGAUAUCAAGAAGGAAGAAGAAGCUAUCAUCUACUUUGCUAACCCUAUCUUGAACAAGCCUAAGCCUGCUCCUAAGGUAGAGGAACCUGCUGCUAAUGAAGAAAAUAAGAGUGAAAAUACUACACCUGCAGCAGAUGCCGAUACCCCUAUGGAAGAAGCUUCAGAUAACAAGAAGAAGGACGAAAUGGACAUUGAUUAAAACAACAGCAAUCAUCAUUUAUAUACAUUUUUUUCAAAAAAAAUCUCUGAAUUUUGUAAAAAAAAAAAACCAAUAAACUGUACCAUUUUCUAGAGUUUUAAAUAUCAAUAUUCAUGCACAUAAUAAAAA
Messenger RNA from Rhizopus microsporus ATCC 52813, 2489 nucleotides. RefSeq names its product heat shock protein 70. Gene Ontology annotation, molecular function: ATP binding; ATP-dependent protein folding chaperone. Bases 39 to 2360 code for a protein of 773 amino acids. The record is from RefSeq and is a predicted model, not a curated record. Lineage: Eukaryota; Fungi; Mucoromycota; Mucoromycetes; Mucorales; Rhizopodaceae. The transcript is spliced from 4 exons. Gene Ontology annotation, biological process: protein folding. Gene Ontology annotation, cellular component: nucleus; cytosol.